AUGAAAGUCCUCAUUGCUGCGCUCGCCGCCUUUGGCACAACCAGUGCUCUUCCCCAGCAGCAAACAUCCUCCGUAUCAACAGCACCAACGGCGACACCUACCUAUGUAACUCCUCAAGACAACACCAAGCUUCUCGAAGAGCUCGCCAAUGCCCCCUCAACCCUAACCCGCUUCAAACGUCUUCUCACUGUCGACGGAAAGGGCGAGAAGCUUCUUGAGCCUCAGCAACUCGCCGAGCGUACCGUUUUCGACUUCAACAACGCCAAACCCAACAACGGUGCUAAAGGAGGAGCCACAAAGUCCGCCAACAUCGAAACCUUCCCCAUCCUCUCCGGCCUCGGUCUCUCUACCACCGUCGGCUUCCUCACAGGCUGCGGCAUGAACACACCACACGUACACCCACGCGCCACCGAAUUCCUCACCGUCGUCGAAGGCAGCCUCAACUUCGGCUACAUCCUGGAAAACGGGCUCGUAUCCGCAGGCCAGAACGCCGAGAUCAACGGCACGCUCGCCCAGUUCCAAGGCACCGUCUUCCCCAUCGGCUCCGUCCACUACCAGUUCAACCCGACGUGCGACAAUGCGACCUUUGUGGCUACUUUGGACAACGCGGACCCGGGUACCUCGCAGAUGGCGCAGACGUUCUUUGGGUUGAACCCUGAUGUUGUUAAUGCGACCCUCGGGUUCCCGAAGGCGGUGGAUGGGAAGGAUAUUGAGAGCUUUAGGAAGCUGAUUCCGGCCAAUAUUGCGCUGGCGGUUGAGGAGUGCGUUCGCAGGUGUGGUUUGUGA
Messenger RNA from Aaosphaeria arxii CBS 175.79, 786 nucleotides. RefSeq names its product RmlC-like cupin. Gene Ontology annotation, cellular component: cell wall. Bases 1 to 786 code for a protein of 261 amino acids. The transcript is spliced from 2 exons. Lineage: Eukaryota; Fungi; Ascomycota; Dothideomycetes; Pleosporales. The record is from RefSeq and is a predicted model, not a curated record. Gene Ontology annotation, molecular function: manganese ion binding.